AUGCCGUCAAUGGUGUCCGCCGCCUCUGCCUCGUCCCCUUCCCCGCGUCGGCUCGCGUCGCAACCGCCGCUCCACUCUCCAGCAGCAAACAUCUUGCUGUUUCUGGUGGCAUUCCGAUUGCUCAAUGCGCUUGCUGUGCGCACCUUUUUUCAGCCCGAUGAGUUCUUCCAGUCCUUGGAACCCGCCUGGCAGAUUGCGUUUGGCAAGGACCAGGGCGCCUGGUUGACCUGGGAAUGGCACAACCAACUUCGAUCGUCAUUACAUCCGCUUUUCUUCGCGGCUAUCUACAAAGCAGCAGAUGUCCUUGCAACGACCUUCCGUCUGUCUGCUGCGACACGGGCAGAUCUCCUGAUUGCGGCACCCAAGUCCGCACAGGCGGUGAUUGCGGCGAUCGGCGACUUUUAUACAUGGAAGAUGGCGACUCGUGUUUACGGGUGCGACUCGCGGGGCGCAUGGACAACGCUGUUCGCAACGGUCCUCAAUCCCUGGCAAUGGUUUUGCUCUACGAGAACCUUGUCCAAUUGCGUCGAGACCACCGUGACGAUUGUUGCGUUGGACCAGUGGCCGUGGCAAUGGUCCACAGGCGCUCGAAUCGUCCGCAGUCGCACAAACAAAGCAGGUGACAAAGGCGCCACCGACAGCUCUAGGUCCCUUCUAUCAAGCCUGCGCCGUUGCCUAUGCCUCGCAGCGCUAGCUUGCAUACUCCGCCCGACCAAUAUCCUGAUCUGGUUGACUCUGGCAACUGUUGCUUGGCUGCGCUCCGGCUGGAGUCAGCGUACAGCGCUUCUUCGGGAGAUCUUCUUCUGCGGAUCAAUCAUUCUUGGCGCGUCAACUAUCGCCGAUCGUCUGUUCUACGGAUUCUGGACCUUCCCUCCUCUGCGCUUCUUAUACUUCAAUAUCGCUCAAUCUCUGGCAGUCUUCUACGGACGAAAUGAUUGGCAUUACUAUCUGUCGCAAGGCUAUCCCCUACUACUGACCACUUUACUACCGUUUGCCCUCGUGGGUCUUUUCCGCACAUUAAACACUCGCACGUUCUCAGCCGCCGAUCACUUGCAGACGGCGAUCCGCUUGCAAUUGGCCACCAUUUGCCUGGUGAUGCCACUCGUGCUGUCGCUUAUCUCCCACAAGGAAGUCCGCUUCAUCUACCCACUAUUACCUGCACUGCAUAUUCUUGCUGCGCCUCCACUGGUCCAGUUUUUCUAUCCUGCGGUCUAUUCACGGUCAUCGAGUGCUUCGACUCCACAGAGGCUAGUUCUCAUCUUCCUUAUCCUCGCCAACUUGGUCAUUGGUCUGUACACGAGUCUUUACCAUGGAUCGGGUGUGAUUAAUGUCUUGACGUACCUUCGUGGUCAACAUGAAGCUCACGGUGUAUCUGCCGGAUCAUCCACGACCCUGCGUCCCAAUCCUGGAAUCACCGCCGGCUUUUUGAUGCCUUGCCACAGCACACCGUGGCGCUCACACCUCGUCUUUCCAUCCAUCAAUGCCUGGGCACUGUCUUGCGAGCCACCGAUCGAUCAAACUCCAGCCAAAAAAGCCAUCUACAGAGAUGAAGCUGAUCAAUUCUACGACGACCCCUCCCAUUUCCUCCGUGAGAAAAUGAAGGGUGGACUCCGCUAUACUCCUUCAAGGCCAAGCUACCAAGCCGGAUAUCACUCCGCCAUUGACACGAAGGCUGGGGAGACCUGGACCCACGAGUGGCCCGACUACCUGGUCUUCUUCCAGCAUCUCGAGCCUACCAUGCACACUCUCCUUCGCGCCUCGUCAUAUGCCGAAUGCUGGCGCACCUAUAACACCGCCUGGCACGACGAUUGGCGACGUCGCGGCGACGUCGUGGUCUGGUGCCUGGACCCAGUAGAGCAAGAUGCAUGGCGUGUCCAAAAACAUAACCACGCACAAGCCGCCCGAGACCGACAUUUCGACCAAAUCAUCCAUGUCUUCCAGCGAGACGCCCGUCGUCAACAACAGCAGGGACUGAAAGCACUCGUUCCCUCCUCGUCGUCCUUUUCAUUUCUCUGGUCCUCGCAGACGCCCCGAUUCUCGACGUUCCCGGCGUGGCGCCGCGCCGUGCAGUCGUAUUUCUCCCCUCGUCCCUCCUGGCGACAGUCGUUGCAGUCUCUUUUUGCACCACGUCAGGUGAGCGUAUGGCCAUGGAACCGGCGAUCACGCUCCUUCUGGGAACGGUUCUGGACCCCCAAGCCAGGGAUGUGGGGUUUGACCCCCUCAUCGUUACUGGACUGGUUCAGGAGAAGACAGGAAUCUGAGUCGCAGGAUGAUCGGGAAAUGUGGAAUUGA
Molecule: messenger RNA, 2292 nt
Organism: Penicillium oxalicum
Lineage: Eukaryota; Fungi; Ascomycota; Eurotiomycetes; Eurotiales; Aspergillaceae
Gene: gpi10
Product: putative glycosylphosphatidylinositol-alpha 1,2 mannosyltransferase
Exons: 5
Coding region: 1-2292 (763 amino acids)
Biological process (GO): GPI anchor biosynthetic process
Cellular component (GO): endoplasmic reticulum membrane
Molecular function (GO): alpha-1,2-mannosyltransferase activity
Source: RefSeq, a predicted model, not a curated record